AUGUCCGGACGUGGAAAGGGAGGAAAAGGCCUCGGAAAAGGAGGAGCCAAGCGCCAUCGCAAAGUUCUUCGUGAUAACAUCCAAGGUAUCACCAAGCCAGCCAUCCGCCGUCUCGCCAGAAGAGGAGGUGUCAAGCGUAUAUCCGGACUCAUCUACGAGGAAACCCGUGGAGUUCUCAAGGUGUUCCUUGAGAACGUGAUCCGUGAUGCCGUCACCUACUGCGAGCACGCCAAGAGAAAGACUGUCACCGCCAUGGACGUCGUCUACGCCUUGAAGCGCCAAGGAAGAACCCUCUACGGAUUCGGAGGAUAA
This is a messenger RNA of Caenorhabditis briggsae, 312 nucleotides long. Gene Ontology annotation, cellular component: nucleosome. Lineage: Eukaryota; Metazoa; Nematoda; Chromadorea; Rhabditida; Rhabditidae. The coding region runs from base 1 to 312 and encodes 103 amino acids. Gene Ontology annotation, molecular function: DNA binding; structural constituent of chromatin; protein heterodimerization activity. Gene Ontology annotation, biological process: nucleosome assembly. The record is from RefSeq and is a predicted model, not a curated record. The transcript has a single exon.